GUUUGGCUUAACAGUUUCAGCAUCACAACAUGAUUUCAGUGCAUUACAUAACAUCAAAUCAAGUGGCAUCUGCAAACCUAUGAUUCAUCCUACACUCCUAAAAAACCCUAUUUGAAGCAUUUAUUACAUAUACAUACAUAUAAGUGUAACUGGUCCAAAUAUUUUUAUUUGCAACAAUUUUUAAACCUAACAAUUCCUUUUGUCAUCUGAUUUGGUGGAAAAAAUAGUCUUAUCUUUUGAAAUAUAUGCCAUACUGUUUUAUUAUCUGCAGCAACGUGCAUUCAGUGUGACGUAAAUGUACAAAUACAUUUUAGGGUCGGUGUGUGUCGCUUUGCUCUACACGUCACAGGGCUGCCUAUUAAUGACAAUACCUUUGUACUCAAUGAUGUUAAUGGAAAAACCUACCUACUUUUACCUUCUGACUUGCUAUAAUUCAUGAACUAGACUUUGACCUCGGCUCUUCUGAGCAGGAAGUCCAGAAUAUUUGCUCUCACACAGUUCACUAGGAAGACAGACUUGAGGAUGUGUCUAAAUUCUGGAGUUAUCUGAACGUAGAUUUGGAGAGUUGAAUUUAAACUGGUUUAGGAUUUUCUCAGAGGUGUUAGACAUCGCAGUCAAGAAUGUAUGGGGGUAACCCUAUGCCCGUUUUCCAGCCAAGAGGCUUCUCAUCUGAGCAGUCUUUCCAGGGGUCUGGCAUGUCUCGCCCCAGUGCCAAAUCCAUCUACAUGCAAAGGAAGGAGUAUGCAGAAUCAAUCACCAGACACCAAGACAACUUUCAGCACAGAGUGGAGCACCUGUUCACCUUUGUGUUAGAUGGCAGAGAGAUGAGCAGCAUUGAUGACUGUGUGAGCAGGCUGAAGAAUAUGGACAGUAAAGGGAAAGUGUGGGGUCAGGACAUGAUCAUGCAGGUCCAAGCCAACCACCUACAGCUGUGUGACAUAGAGACCAAGGAGGUUUUGGAGUCUGUACAUUUGAGUAGCAUCAGGAAGACGAAAGCUGUUCUGGACAGCUGUGUGUAUGACUCCCUUCUCAUCCUCUCAGUUCAGGAUCCCAGCCAGAGAGCUCCACAGGCAUUCCUGUUCCAGUGUGAGGAGACCGGGGCUCAGGAGGUCGUAAAUGAUCUGGAAAGGGCGAUCCAGCAAGGUGGGGAUGCCACUCCUCCGUUUAAGGAACCACAGAGGGACAUCAGGAGCCAUCUGGAAAACAUCCUUGGUCAUGGUCAUCCGGGGAGCAUGAAGAGACCAGCUCUCACACCAAUGCAGUCAAACCCACUUCCCCCAGAAUUCCCCCCUCCGCAGUUCAACAACUAUGAAGACUAUGACGACAGACAACCCUCUCCCACAAUGCCAUUUCCCAGAGAUGAAGCCCCUUACAGGCCAGUGCAGUCUGAGCCAGAUCACAUUCCACCUCCAGUAAAUGAUAUGGACAGAGAUGCGGAGAUCUUUAACCAUGUUGCAGCCGACAUUGAGACCUUCAUAUAUAAAGUUGGCUCAGCUUUGGCAAAAGCUGAUGGAACCAAGAAAAAGAAAAAGAAAAAGAAAAAUGCUCCAAAAUUUGUUGCAAGUAUUCCCACUGUGGAGGAAUACAUAUCCUGCCUGCAGAAGAUAAAGUAUGGCUUCAAUCUUCUGGGGAAGCUGGAUGGUCACCUAAAAAAUCCUCCUGCCUCUGACUUUGUUCACAGUCUCUUUUCUUCCCUUGCUUUUAUGGUGAGCCACUAUCCUCCCAACAUCCCUUCCUCGGUGCCGAGUCCACUGCUCACAGAAAAAGCCCUGCAGCUCCUGGGAAAUGUUGUCACACCAAAUGAGGACCAGCUGUGGGGAAGCUUGGGUGAUGCGUGGAACAUCCCAAGAUCCAAAUGGCCAAAUGGGAAUCAGAUCCCUCCAUAUUAUCCCCAAUUUUACGACGGCUGGCAGCCCCUUCCACCCGCCCCAUCCGAGUCUCCUCCAGCCAGCAGGCAGCUCUCACGGAGCAACAGCGAGCGCUUCCCAUCCAGGAUUGUCAACCAGAGGCUGCCUGAACACGACAACAGACCCUGGAGCACACCCCCCAUGCCGUCUGCAGAGCCGCCACUUUAUAUGAGGGUGAUCUAUGACUUCAUGGCAAGGAACAUUCAAGAACUGAGUGUGAUGAAGGGUGACAAUGUGCAGGUAAUCGACAAGUCUGGGCAAUGGUGGAAAGUGAAAAACAGAGGUAAUGAAGAGGGUUAUGUGCCUCAGAAUGUUCUAGAGCCUGUCAAUGGACAAAGGCCAACAAAUAUAAGAGGACCUCCAUCUCUGGACACAAAAUCUAGACCUGAGGAAGUCAAAGCCUGGUUACAGUAUAAAGGUUUUUCUAAAAUGACGGUCCAGAGUCUUGGGGUAUUCAAUGGAGCGAUGUUGCUGGGAAUGAAACAGGAUGAAAUCAGAGCAGUAUGUCCUGAGGAAGGAGGUCGAGUCUUCUUUCAACUGCAGAGCAUUAGAUCGAGCAUUGCACUUGCCAGUGAGGCCGAGUACAGUCCGUAUGGUGGCCGCUAAUAAACUCAAGACCCUGCUGUGAUUUUAAUAUCAAGAAGCUGAACUUGUCUGGACCUGAAUAAACAAGAGCUACACACACACCUCAACUUCUCCAUUUAUUUGAAAACAAGUUCAGACUGCUGCCAGUUAAGUGAUGAUAUAUAACCUUUUACAGAUGCAAAUGUCUCCAUUUAUUGGAUUUAUUUUAUUUAUUCGAUACCAUUUUUUCCAUAAAAUUGAUUUCCACUGAUGUCCCUGGGAUGAUGGUUAUGUUUAACAUGUUAUUUAGUUAUACCAGCUGAAUGAAAAUGAGGCAUAUCUGUAACAUUCUGAUUGAUCCUAACACUGCAUACAGAUUGUGCAUUGUCUAAAUAAAUGCUCAUAAAUAAUUAGCA
This is a messenger RNA of Pimephales promelas (fathead minnow), 2887 nucleotides long. It is a transcript of the gene eps8l3b, whose product is annotated as EPS8 signaling adaptor L3b. The record is from RefSeq and is a predicted model, not a curated record. Gene Ontology annotation, molecular function: actin binding. Gene Ontology annotation, cellular component: ruffle membrane; plasma membrane; vesicle. NCBI's taxonomy places the organism in Eukaryota, Metazoa, Chordata, Actinopteri, Cypriniformes, Leuciscidae. Gene Ontology annotation, biological process: Rho protein signal transduction; regulation of Rho protein signal transduction; positive regulation of ruffle assembly.